AGAACCGCCAUGGUAGGUACUAGUUACCAAAACACUCAUUAAUGUACCAUUAGUGUACUCACUGAUUCAUUAUACAACAAAACAUGUGAGCAGAUGGCUGUGUGAUUACAAGAAAAUCCAGCCCAUAUUUAAUUGAAUGCUGGCAGGGAAGCACAGACAGAUACCGGCUCUCAGUCUCAUCUGAUAAGAACCCCUGGCUAAUGAAUGUAAUUAAAGCUCACUGAGAACCUGUGUGUGGCUGAUCUGCCAAAAUAAAGUUACGCAAGGAAGGAGCCUUGAAAGAUGUCAGUGAAUGUUUUCUCAUCGGCCCUUUUGAAAAGUUCCGUUCUGAAAAAUACCCGCUACGGAAAAAGAAAGCAAAGGAGCAAAACUAUUUUCAAAGCAAAAGAAGAUGUGGUGGUUUCACCCGUCAACAGUUGCUUAGUAAAAGCACGAGCGGUGCUUAAUUUUGGAACUAGCGGGUCUCAAGUCACCACAGAACGCAGAGGAAGCGACUCAGUGCCGUUUUAGCACAUUUAUAAUUUUCCCUUUGUGGGUUUAGACAAACCCCUGAUGAGUGGCUGUAUUUGGUUUCACAGUGUCUGUGGAGUUGAUGGCUGUUACAUUGCUUAUGAUCAUGAUCAUAAUCACCCUCCUUUUGUGGGCUUUUGCAAUUCAGGUUACCAGCCCAACUACUGAUUUUGUUCCUGUGAAGAUACUCACAGAUCAGAAGAAUAUCAGCGAGAACAGCGACCUGUAUGUAACCUGCAGCACAUUUGGGUUAAAGAAAAACACCAUGGUUUAUCUUUAUUUAUGUAAGAAUGACAUAUGGAUUGACCAUAAGAAGCAGAAGGAAGAUCGCGAUGAUACCCUCUUCAUCAUACGCAAUGUAAGCCUUAAUCACAGUGGAAAAUACAGUUGUGUUUUCUCGAUAAAGAAUGAUUUACUCCCCAAAGCACCAAUGAGAGGACUCAACGUGAUUCAGAUUCUGGUCAUACCCAAUUAUCUCCCUGCAGACAUUUCAAUAGCUGGACCUUUGGCUGUCAGUGAGGGGGACGACGUUGCAUUUCGAUGUUCUGUUUCUGACACCCUGCAAACACUUGGUGGUUGUCCAUUCAUCCACUCCCACCUGAGGAGGAAUGAGACACUCGUCCAAGUGCAAACGUUCAAUGUUAACCGGAUGGAGGCCACUUUCACCAUCCAAGGUGCCGUCAGUAGGGAUGGGGGCCACUACAGCUGCGUGGUGCUGCCAUCCAAAUGCGUUCCAGAGCACGAGGCAACACUCCGUGGAAAUAACGCAGUGUUGCUCGUGGUCAAAGAAAGUGUGGUCGACCGAGCGAUGGUGUCUUGCGGAGUAGGAGCCCUGAUGUUAGUAGUGGGUCUCUGUCUGUGGUGGAUCCACAAACAGAGAAAGAUCAUCGAAGAGAAAUCAAAAGCGGCCUUCUCAGCUUCAUUCAAUGCGGCAAGGAGGCAGGAAGAGAGCGAGGUAGAGGACGUGGAAUCACAAGACGGAGAUUCUUUCGCCUCAGAGGGAGAUGAUUAUCAGAAUAUUGUUCAUGGUGCAGUCUCCAUUAAUUUUGAAAAUUGUGUCGCACUGUACUCUGCUGUGGAUGAUCCACCUGCUGCCGCUCUGUAUUCACUAUCCUGCAAAAAGGCACCAUGACCAGAUCCAGUGCUCACCUGAUUUUAGUCAACUUAGUGGCGCAACUGGAACGCCUGUUUGUGAUGAACUCCUGUUUUGUUCAGCACUCGGUGUCUACCGAGUUCAAUGACCUUAUCUGAUAAGGAAGCCACUCUAUCAGUGACAGAAGCUGCAACUCCUGUGGGAAAUACAACAGAGGACUUGAUGGAAAGAAUGGAGUUACCACUUUGUAAUUAAAUUUUAGGGAGCAGCAGUUGGCCUGAAAAAGCCGUAAACAAAUGAUUUUGAUUCAGUGAAGGCUUAAAUAUGCAGCUCAUCUAUAAUAAUCCCUGCUGUACCUCGAGUAGGACAAAUUGGUCCAUAACUGUUUUUAAGUUGCAUUUUUGUUGGAAAUCUUUUCAGUUUAUCAAAUUCCUUACUAUGAAUAUGUUUUCAAUUUUUGAAUAAAGAUGUAGGACUAAU
Molecule: messenger RNA, 2083 nt
Organism: Gasterosteus aculeatus aculeatus (three-spined stickleback)
Lineage: Eukaryota; Metazoa; Chordata; Actinopteri; Perciformes; Gasterosteidae
Source: RefSeq, a predicted model, not a curated record